CUGUAAACCUCAACAAUCCUCCCAUUUAUCUUUAGCCCGUGCGACGGCCCGAUUCGCCCGACGACCGCCACAUCAUGGCCAAACACUCGGCCAUCUACCCCGUGGAGGAGGAGCUUCAGGCCGUCCAGCGAAUCGUGUCGCAUUCUGAGCGCGCGCUCAAACUGGUGUCUGAUUCGCUGCUGGAGAAGGAGGCGUGUGCUGCGGACGACGACGACAGCGACGUGACGGACAAACAGUCGGAGUCUCAGGCUCGUGUUCUCAAAGGAGUCGUGCGUGUGGGAAUCCUGGCUAAAGGUCUCCUCCUACGCGGCGACCGCAACGUUCAGCUCAUCCUGUUAGCGGCCAAGAAACCCACCACCUCUCUAUUGAGAACCGUUGCAGAGCAAAUGCCCAAACAACUAGCGGUAAGGUUGUCUUUUUUUGUGACGUUGCUAUGCAUGGAAAAUAAAUGUUUACGUCGAAGCUGCUGAAAACUAUUAUUGACUUAUGACCUGUUUAUACUCGUAUCUUUGCACUUGUGGUUUUAACACCUUAUUUACCUUUGUUAUGGCUGUUACAUGGAUGGAAAUGGCCCACGUGAGAAAUCACAUGGUCCCAGGUGUCAUGGCAAGAUUAUAUAUAGCAACAUGUAGCUGGGUGUGUGGUUU
Messenger RNA from Sinocyclocheilus grahami, 647 nucleotides. RefSeq names its product zinc finger RNA-binding protein-like. Bases 75 to 470 code for a protein of 131 amino acids. Gene Ontology annotation, cellular component: precatalytic spliceosome. NCBI's taxonomy places the organism in Eukaryota, Metazoa, Chordata, Actinopteri, Cypriniformes, Cyprinidae. Gene Ontology annotation, molecular function: single-stranded RNA binding; double-stranded RNA binding. The record is from RefSeq and is a predicted model, not a curated record. The transcript is spliced from 2 exons.